UCUCAGACACACACACACACACACACACACAGCCUGCUGCACCAGCCUGCCAUCAUCAGCAUGUAGCCGAGGAUCUUUAUUACAUUAUCCACGCCGACAGCGAGUACCGCAUACAAAGGGAAGGCGUUUUGCGGCGUGCAUGUUUGUCUCGAGCAGGUAAGCGUUUCUCCGAGCUCACGAUCAGGAGGAAUGCACCUCACACUGCUGUAGUUUCUUCGCGGUUCGGAAGUCGAGUUGUCAACUCCUGACGACGGCUGUGAGUCAACGCUGCAGCAUUUCAUCAACGUAUUGCUAAACGCUUCUGUUUGCUGUUCAACUUGGUCAGGAUUAAAAUGCGCACAUUUGCUCAAUCACCAGGUUCCAGCAUUUGCGUGUGCAUCCAAGCUUGUGUGUGUGUGUGCGCGCGCGCGCGCGUGCAUUUGCUUAGAUAAGGAACAACAGCUUCCAAAAUCAUGAUCUAAACUUUCUUUUGAAUAUAAAUGAAUAUGCUAUAUGUAAAUAGAAAUCUAUAUAUUUAAACAACAACAGACUCGUAAAGGCAAAUGUAUAGAAGCAUGCAAGCUUCAUCAUGACACUAGGAUUUGAUCUCACCUUGCCUCAGGUUAAUACUAAGUGGUUACUUAUUAGAUUUAUAAGAAUAGCUCUCUUUAUAAUAUGCAGCUUGCUCUGACUGGUCUUUGUUUCUUUUCUAACUUCCUUAUUGCUACUGGAUACUUGGAUCAAUAAAUGAAUGUUUUGUAUUUACUUAAAAAUUAACUCUGAUCAUGGUUGCAACCUGGAAUCAAAUUCUGCUGAGGAUCACAUGGAAAAAAAAAUGUCUCGGUGCUGAAUGCAUGCUUUAUAUCUGAUUGCAAUAAAAAAAAAAAGAAUAUUUAUUUUGUUGAACAAGAUUGAACUUUUACUAAAUUGGGUAAUGUAUCUAAAUGAUAGAAUGGAGAUUACUUUAUAUUCGUUAAAAAUGUACUGUUUUCAUUAGUGUAUGUAAAUCAACAAACAGUUCUAUAAAGUCGAUCGAUUCAGCAAGAAAUAGAAAAGUGUGCAUGGAAACUUUUCUACUGUCUACAUUUUACAGACCAGUGGCAGCUUUUUUCCUCCUCAAUUACCUGAUCGUCUGCAUAAGCAACACCUGAAACUGACUCGUAAUUAGUCACUGUCAUGCCUACAGCGUAGAAUGAGUAGCUGUAAUUCAGAAUAUAUUUCCUUUGUACCAGCACUUCAACUACUAAUUCAAAUCUUCCUUAACACUCCUGUGCCAUUUUUUUUCCCCCUCUAACAAUAUUGAUCUGCAUGUACAGGUUUGCUCAUUAUUCUCAGAUUGGUCUUGCAAUUCUCUGGCGGGAUCAGAAACACACAAGGGAGGAUUGAUGUUGAUGUGAAAGGUUGAUAAAUGAAGACUUUGGCUUGUAUUGUGCUACACUGAUCAACAUUGCUUAAUCCAUGAUGGAGGAGAGCUCUGAUUGCUCUCCUGAAUCGUUGGCUAACAAUGAUCGUUAUGUGAUGGCCAAACACGCAGCCGUGUACCCAUCAGCUGAAGAGCUGGAGGCUGUCCAGUCUCUGGUUUCAGUGGUAGAGGGAGGACUUAAGUAUGUUUCCGAUUGGCUAAUCGAUUCCACCAAGACCAGUGCUUUCACAUCUACUGAACCUGCAGAACCCAACCCAAAGUGUGGAGGCCCACUGGUUGGCGUCAUGCGUGUUGGCUCUGUGGCUAAAGGCCUCCUCAUCAAGGGUCUGAUGGACAUAGAGCUGGUUUUGCUGUGCCGAGAUAAGCCUACGAAAAAUCUGCUUCUCACAAUCUGCACCAACCUGCCACUGCAGAUGAAGAAACUGUCAGAGGAUAAGCACACAGUGCAGCCCUGCAUUCCAGAGGCAGCUAUUCUAGUGUUCAAAAGCAGCAGACCUGAUCUGCCUCUGAGGGUCAGUCUUACUUCAAUGCAGAUGAAAAACCAGGAGCUGGAAAAAAACCAAGUGGAAAACACAAAAGUGAAAGAUCCGUCUGAUCUGCUGGACCAGCAGAGAUGCCUGCUUGCUCUGGCCUCUCUGCGCCAUGCCAAAUGGUUCCAGGUCAGAGUGAGUGGGAAGAGAUCCUGUCUCAUAGUUUUGCGGAUCCUCAGGGAUAUAUGCAACACAAGGCCAAUCUGGGUACCUCUUAAAGGAUGGCCAGUUGAGCUUAUAUGUGAAAAAGCCUUUGCCACAAGUUACAGGCCACUGGGGCCGAGUGAGACUCUGAGACGAGUCUUGGAAUGUAUUUCCUCGGGCAUCUUCCUGCCAGGUGGACCUGGACUACAUGAUCCAUGUGAGAAAGAAGAGGUAGACACAUUGUCAGCUAUGACAAAUGAUCAGGCCGAACUUCUUACCUACACUGCACAGCUUGCGUUACGGCUUCUAGCGUUCGGACAGAUUCACAGGUUCCUAGAGGUGGAUCCUCUUCCUGCAGCUAAACCUGCACUGGAACCAAAAUUACCAGAUGGAGAAGGGACAUCUCAGAAAAGACUCAAUGAUGUAACUGUGGACGAAACUAAAGGCAAAAGGAUCUUCUCAGGGACUGCUGCAGGCUUAUUAACAUCGGAUGGCAAAUCGGAUUGUAAGGGAAAAGUGGAGACUCUGUCCAAAAGCUCUGGUAAUAAAUCCACACAUGGCUCUUCAUCAACCAAGGUUAAGGUUCAGGGCCCCGUUCUCACAGCCAGGGGCAAAAACCCAGUGAUGGAGCUAAAUGAGAAAAGGAGAGGCCUAUCGUAUAACCUCAUCACUGAAAAUGGAGAGAACCAACAACAACGCUUCAUUAUUGAGGUGGAAGUGGAUGGAAUGAGGUUCAGAGGAUGUGGACCUAACAAAAGGGUAGCAAAAGCAAAUGCAGCCUUGGCAGCAAUAGAAAGGCUUUUUUCAGCACACAAUGCAAACAGCAAUAAGAGGAAGAGGCCAUAUCCAAAAGUGACUUCAUCUGCUGUAAAUGGGCUUUCCAGAGCCAAGAGGAAUGUUACAAUGCCCAGGCCACUACUUCCUAUUUUUCCUCCAGCUCCUGCUUACUUUACACCAAGCUUUACCCCGUAUGGUUAUGGUCCUGUGGUGCCUCCACCACACGGUGCUGUGUAUUUUGACGGUACUGUUUGCCCUCCGCAGACCAUCACUCCUGUUUUUCUUCAUAUGGGAGCGCAGGAUUUCUGUCCUGAUUUUUACAUCUGAUGUUCUGUCUUAAGUGGGCUGCAGCUGUGUGUGGCCUGACUGGAAUCGCUAUCAUUUUUACUCAACACAGGGUCAUUUUCUGGUACUGAGGAAACUUUCCUUGUUUUAGCAUGGAUCAGUAAUAUCCUCUGUUAAACUCAAGGAAACUCAAGACAUAAAUGCAAAAUGUGGUUUGCAUUUAUGCUGCAUUUAUAUGGUGUUUGUAAAUACAGAUUUUUCACAGUAAGCAAUAUUUUAUCAGGGCUAUUGGCAAUAAUGAAUUAGAUGCACUGCUGAUAGGCUACAGACAAUAUUCCAUAAUGCUGAAAGUCCAAAAUUUACGGUAUAUUUGUAUUUGAAAUGAAUAAUAUUGUAUUUAUAUUAGGGGAAAAAAAUGUUCACAAAUGGAGUGCAGUGUAAUUUAGUUCUUUCGUCCAUACCGUGGCACAUACUUAAUCCAACACCAUGUUAUAAGCUAAAGGUAUGCACGUAAAUGCAAAUAGUUACAUAUGCAUACAGUGUUUUAUAAUAAAGGCUGUACAAAUAUUUCUAUGACAAUUAAAUUGUGGUUGAAAUGUGUUGGAUGUGUUCAUGUAACUACUGUAUUCACAUAAUGACUGUAUAACAUCAUUAAACAGCAUUUUCAUUGUC
Messenger RNA from Hemibagrus wyckioides, 3810 nucleotides. Its product is annotated as spermatid perinuclear RNA-binding protein-like. Gene Ontology annotation, cellular component: precatalytic spliceosome. The transcript has 16 exons. NCBI's taxonomy places the organism in Eukaryota, Metazoa, Chordata, Actinopteri, Siluriformes, Bagridae. The record is from RefSeq and is a predicted model, not a curated record. Gene Ontology annotation, molecular function: double-stranded RNA binding; single-stranded RNA binding. The coding region runs from base 1438 to 3180 and encodes 580 amino acids.